Messenger RNA from Ylistrum balloti, 1782 nucleotides. RefSeq names its product proton channel OtopLc-like. Gene Ontology annotation, molecular function: proton channel activity. Gene Ontology annotation, cellular component: membrane. The record is from RefSeq and is a predicted model, not a curated record. Bases 1 to 1782 code for a protein of 593 amino acids. The transcript has 7 exons. Gene Ontology annotation, biological process: proton transmembrane transport. NCBI's taxonomy places the organism in Eukaryota, Metazoa, Mollusca, Bivalvia, Pectinida, Pectinidae.
AUGGAUAUUCAAGAUGGCGACCAAGAUGACGUCUUCAUCAACCAAACCAACUCAGAGGAAGAUACAGAGAUGUAUGAGAAAAACCUUCAGGAACACUUGUCUAUCUGUAUGAGCGGGAUAUAUGGCAUAUUUCUGGUUGCAAUAGGGAUUGUGAUUCCAAUGGCCGAAACGUUUGCAGAUCCCUCACUUCCGUUUGUGUUCGAGGCAUUCUAUAUAUAUCUGUACGUGAUGGGAAUCCUCUUCAUCCUCUACGUUUACAUCUUUAUGAUGCGGAAAAAGCAUCUUGGAGUAAGGGACAUUGCAAAAGCACUAUCACGGAGACUAUCAUCUUCCAAGACUCCCCCUACUUUCGUCUCUGAUCAAAGAAAGCAUGGACAUGCCAUUAUAUACCAGUCUAUCAACUACCCGAACUGCACAGGAAGUUUCUACAUACGGCUGGGCGCGGUCUUGUUUGGAGUUGGAAGCAUGGUUGACAGUGGUUUACAUUUCGGACAGCACUUACAAGCGUUUGAUGGCCAGUCCUUGUGUAAUAAACCUAUCGAGGCGGCAAAGCCCUUCGCACAUCUCGUCUUCACAUUUGUCCAGCUCUACUUUAUCUUCCUCAACUCCAAAUUAUGUAUCCACAACAACAGAACUAUUGCCAGGUUUGGUAUGAUACAUCUAUCCUGUACCAACAUUUGUGUAUGGGUUCAAAGCCUCGUUCUUGAAUCACUGUCCGUUCUACACCAUUGGAAUGGAGUUCACCAAACCAUGGAUCUGACUGUCACACCAACCGCACUGGACGAGCAUUUAAACCAUACAGACAAUCAGGAAUCCACAAGUUUGAGCAACUUGAAUUCUACUGUACACAGUUCCCCACCGGAAGUGACAUGCUAUUGGGAUGAUAUGAUGUCGCGUGUUGUUCAGUCUACUGGGCCGUACCUUUAUUCUUGUACAAUUGAAUACAGUAUUAUUUGUACUGGUAUACUGUAUGUGAUGUGGACAAACAUCGGCACACACCAAAGAACGGAGUAUCAAACAAGGGAUACCGGAAAUGACUCAAACGCAGAAAAUGAUGACGACACAAUUUCCCUCGACAGAAAACGUCACAAAAUCAGUGUAGAUUGCACGAACUCAAGUCGUGGCUUGUUUAUUGGUAUCCUUGUUUCCGUAAGUGCUAUUAUAACAAUGAUAGCAUUUUAUGUUAUGAUCAAUCUAAAAACAUUUCAACAAACUGCCGUUGUGUUGAUGUUGCUUUCGGAAAUGACUAUGUACAUAUUAACCAGUAUUGGGAGCUUCUUAGCGGCAGAAAGGAUGCACAAACUACGUCAUUAUUCCGCUCUCAAAUUUGGUCUUGAAGAGGGUCUGCUGUUGGUAUCUUUCACUGGACUUCUCUUGUUUGGUGUGUUUAAUAUAGUGCCGGAUGUACAUUAUACAGACAAAACCCUCGGAGUACUGAACGUCAUGACAAACGUGCUUAUGAUCUUGCAAGCGUCUAUACAAACUGUCCUCCUGCUGACCACAAGAAAGCUUCGAGCUUUUAACAAAGGACAGGAAAAAGGAAAGUAUGGACGGCAGUUUGUAACAUUUCUUAUCCUCUGCAAUUUUGCAAUGUGGACACUGGAAACUUUUCAAUCGCGAGAACCUGAACAUAAUCCUAUUCAGGUUGAGAUGUAUGGAAUAGAAGCAUGGACUUUGUUUUCUCACAUUGUGGUGCCACUCGCAAUUUUCUUUCGCUUUCAUUCGUUCGUAUACUUAUUAAGCAUUUGGAAGAGUGCGUGGAAAAUGAAGGCAAACACUUAA